GCUCCAGCACGGUUGGCUCAAACUUUGCAAGACUCGGCGGCCCGCGACUUGCCCUGAGUCCAUUAGCGAGCCAAGUGCUGCGUUGACAGCUGACCCCGGCGCAACAAAGUUGUUUGGGGAGUGACAUGCUCACACGGCUUCAGUUAGGACUGGGAAUGCCCUGGCCGUGUUCCGGGCGCCAGCGGGUGCAGAAGUGAGGGCUGGGUGUCACGCCGGAAAGCACGCAAAUCCUUUUGGCCAGCAGCUGCUGCGCCAUAUAGAUGCAGCCGGCACACCAUGGCAGUCGACACCCAGUGGUUCACACCCUCAGGGUCAGUCGAGCAACUGACGGACGGCAUGCAGUCGGCGGACCCGGGUGACUGCAACCCGAGUGCUGCAGCUGCUGCACCCAGCAGGCCUGCUGUUGAGUCGUGCCGAACGGCCGGAGUGGGGCUCAGGGCGCGCGGCCCGCUGACAAGGCCACUGCAUCCCAUGCUGGCAGCCGGCGCCGUGCCACUGCUCCUGCUACUACUGGCUAUGGUACUGCAACUAGGGCGGCCCACGCUGGUCACCGCUGCAAUGGAUCCAUCACCGGCACUCCCUCCUGUGGAGAUGAACCCCUCCGUGAUGGUGGUGGGCUCGUUCGACUGGGGGGACAGGUGUACCGACAUGGUGCGGCGGGCGGCUGAGGCCGGCGGGUCGGUGGUCAACUUCGUGCCCACACACUACUGGCGAGGGGGCGGCAGUGGCAGGGACAGCAGGGACAAGGGGGAGCCGGUGCAGGACUUCUGUUACAUGGACAGCUCCCGUUCAUGUGUGGCAUUUGACUCCGCUGCGCUGGAGACCUUCCGGGCCGGCAUGGCCCGCUGCUUCACCGCGGCGGUCCAGGCCGGUCUGGGCGUCAGCGUGGUGCCGCACCUGGACGACGGAGCGGGCAGGUCAGGCGCCUGGCGCAAUGGGCUGCUGUUCAGCCCGGUGCGGCAAUAUGGCGCCUUCUCGUACACACAGGUGUUGUUGGACCCGCUGGCGGACGCCCUGGCGGAGGCCAUUGCCGACAACCCGCCAGCGGGCGACGCCGGGGAGCCCCGUCAGCCCGUGUCCGUCUGGUUUGCGCUGCAGGGGGAGAUGAGUGCCACUGUGUUGCGCUACCCGCACGAGUACACGCAGCUGGUGGCUGAGAUGCGGGCCAAGCUGCUGGCGGCGCUGUGGGAGCGCGGCGUGUCGGCGGAGCAGGUGGACGAACAGCGGGUCGCUACCAAGGUGGGACUGUCCUUUAACUACAACAAGUUUCUCAGCUGGAGUGAUACGGACCCACAUUUGGAGGAUACCGGUGGCGAUGCGCAGGACAUCGGCGACAACGCCGAGCCGCCCGGCAGCGACCAGUCCCCGUCUCCCACUGCCCCGGCCGCGGGUGUAGACGUGGCGGCCCUAACGCAGCUGUUUCAGGAGGUGGACUUUGUGGGUGUCAGCGCAUACGCCCCCCUAAAGCCCGACUUCCAGCCGCAGGACUUGGACGUUUCAGCUACCACUUUCUUUCAGGAGAUGCGGGACACCGUGGGACUAGACCUUGCCGCGCUGCUGCGCCGCCGGGGCUGGGGCAAUGACCCAACUGGUGGUUACAAUAAUGACACAGAGAUGGCAGUAGAGUUCCACUACUCGGAGUUUGGCGUGGGCGGCGGCGCCAACGGCGGCGGCCAUCGGGCUGCCCGCAACCCCACUGCCGCCGCUGCUGCGCCAUACUGGGGCAUCUCGGGCGUGUACCGGUCCUUCACCGACCCCUUCAGCAGCAGCGAGGUGCGGCCGCAGCGGCUGCGGCUGUGCAGUGUGUGGGUGCAGUUGCUGCUGCAGUGGAUGCGCCAGUGGCGGCGCUCAUUCUACUCGCGUGCGCUGGACUGGCUGGCGGCGGGCGCCACAGUGCGCCUGUCGGACCCUGGGACCACCACAGAGGUGGCCCGGCUGCCUGUACGGCAUUGCUUUCUGUGGAGCAUGUGAGUGCCUAUCAAUGUACGAGCGCUAGCUGUGCCUGGGGCGGCUUUGUAUGUGUUGCGAGUACCGUUAGCCAUAUUGCCUGUGUUACGCUGGCAUAUAUACGUGCACGCACGGCUGCCCGCAGGGGCUCCUGGGAUGUCCUCGGCGUGUACCCGGAGAGCUCUGCCA
Messenger RNA from Chlamydomonas reinhardtii, 2136 nucleotides. RefSeq lists its product as uncharacterized. The record is from RefSeq and is a predicted model, not a curated record. The transcript has 12 exons. Lineage: Eukaryota; Viridiplantae; Chlorophyta; Chlorophyceae; Chlamydomonadales; Chlamydomonadaceae. Bases 277 to 1971 code for a protein of 564 amino acids.